Molecule: messenger RNA, 6252 nt
Organism: Python bivittatus (Burmese python)
Lineage: Eukaryota; Metazoa; Chordata; Lepidosauria; Squamata; Pythonidae
Gene: PDZD8
Product: PDZ domain containing 8
Biological process (GO): mitochondrial calcium ion homeostasis
Cellular component (GO): mitochondria-associated endoplasmic reticulum membrane contact site
Molecular function (GO): lipid binding; protein binding
Source: RefSeq, a predicted model, not a curated record
GAAAGGAGGGUGGCGGAAGGGAAGGGAGAAAAGACCCGGAUGCCGCUGCCGCCGCCGGCGCGAGGGGCUGAGCGGGCCGGGGAAGGAGGGAGUCGUGCGGGCGGCAGCAGCGGAUUCUCGCCUUAUUGUCUGGGACGGACCAGGGAGACGGCCGCGAGUUUCGCGUCCUGACAGAGCGCGGGGCCCGUUUUCCGCAGGUCGUUGUCCGCAAGAUGGAGGAGGCGGGGAUGGCUGCGCCGCUACCGGAUGCGGCGUAAGGUGCGAAGGGCCCCUCGGCUCUCAGGGAUCGGCGCGUUUGCUUGGGGCGGCGAAGGGCUCUGAGGCGAGGCGAUGCUGUCGGUCUAUGGAAUACUGCUGUCAGCUCUGCUGGGCUCCUGCCUCACGCUGCUCGCCCAGAUCCUGUUCUUUUAUCGGAGGAAGCCCGAAGUCGCGGCCGGGCCGUCCCGGGCUCGCACCUCCAACAUCUUUGUUACGAGAGUAAUGCCCGACUCGACCCUCAAGGAGUACUUCACCGGCUUCCUCGGGAUCGGGCAGGAGGCGCUUUUCGCCGGAGCUUUUUUCAACCAGUCGCCCUCCAAAAGCGAGCAGAGCUUAAAGCAGGCGCUGCCCUCGAGCCAGGAAUCGCCCCCCUCGGUGGAGUGUACGGAGGAGACCCUCUACUGGCUCAAUGCCGUCUGCCUCUUUCUCUUCAGGGAGCUCAAGGACACCUCCUUGAUCCGGCACUGGGUCACCAGGAAGAUCAAGGUAGAAUUUGAGGAGCUUCUGCAGACAAAAGUGACUGGCAAGGUGCUGGAGGGGCUCAGCUUGCGGGAUGUCUCCUUUGGGAACGUCGUGCCCCUUUUUAAAAAUAUCAAGAUAUUGCGGCCAGUGACUUGUAAUGAGGAAGGCUGCCCGGAGGAGCUGGACUUUGAGGUUGACGUGGAGUAUGAUGGUGGCUUCCACUUGGCCAUUGAUGCAGACCUUGUUUUUGGCAAGUCAGCAUAUCUGUUUGCCAAAAUCUCUAGAAUUGUGGGUCGGCUGAGGCUGGUCUUCACCCGUAUACCCUUCACACACUGGUCCUUUGCUUUUGUUGAUGAACCUGUGAUCGACCUUGAAGUCAAGUCGCAAUUCGAAGGAAGGCCCUUGCCACAACUCACUUCCAUCAUUGUCAAUCAGUUCAAGAAAGUUAUUAAGCGCAAGCAUACAUUACCUCACUAUAAAAUCAGGUUCAAACCGUUUUUUCCAUUUCAAGUGGUGCCACCUGAAGAAUAUAGAGACCGGAACCUCAGUAUACAAGGUUUCUCACUAACAGAAGGAAGACUGAAAGUUUCCUUAAUAGAAUGUUCAAGAUUAUUUAUUUUUGGAUCCUAUGAGAGAGAAGUAAAUAUUCACUGCACAAUUGAAUUGAGUGAUAAAGUUUGGGAAGAAAAAGAAAGGACUUUUAUCAAGACGGCAGAACUCAUAAAAGGAAAUUCACCAAGUAUUGGACUGACUCUCCGUCAAGUGCAGGCUAAGGAAGGAGAAACAGGUCACGUUGUCAUUGAGACUGUAACACCAAACUCUGCUGCUGCUGCUGCUGAUCUUCAGAGGGGGGACAGAUUAUUAUCUAUUGGAGGAGUCAGAAUUACAUCAACAAUACAAGUGUUAAAACUUAUCAAACAGGCUGGUGAAAGAGUCACCAUAUUUUAUGAGAGACCAGUUGGCUAUUGUCAGCAGACUCCACUAGCCCAGGAUAAUCUUUCACAAUUGGAAGAGUCAACAUUUUCAGAUGAAUAUUUGCUGAAUGAGAUAGAUAGCAAAGAAUUAGAUAUAGAAUUUGAGGACUUGGCAAAUGCAAUAAAGUCAAGUGAAUUCAAAGAUGAUUCUUCAACCAGUCCCAAGCAUAUACCAGUUUCACUUGCUGUUAAACCAGCUGGAACUGUAUCUCCAGUAUUAAAUCGCAAGUUACAUCUAGGAAGUCAUCAGACAUCUUCAAGGGCACUUUUCAAAGAGGCAGCCAGACAAGCGAUGCUCAAAAAUCCUGAGAACCUGGAUACAAGUCAGCAGACAAACAAACAGCCACAGAUAAAUGUAACCAAACCACCUGUACCACCCCGGCCACAGCUUAAAGUGUCAACAGUUUCUAAUGAAGUUCAAAAUAAAUUAGAAACUGGUGACUUAUCUUCUGAGAAAGUAGACAAGCUCCCUCCUCCUGCAAGUAAUGGAGAUAAGAGUUCAGAAAAGGUCAUCAGAGUUAUUGAUGUAGGAGAAGAAUCUACAGGAUCCAAACCAGUUGCAAACAAACCAGAAAUAACUAAGGAGCCUUCAGAAAUUUCACAGAGUCCUAGAACAGCUAUAAAUAAAUCAGAAAUAUUGAAGGAAACUACAGAAUCUCAACAGAAUAUUAAAGCACCUAUCAAUAAACCUAUUGCAAACAAAUUAGAGCUAUAUAAAGACAUUUCAGAUUCUUCACAUUCUUCACUGAAUUCUAAGGCAGUAGAAAACCAUAAUUCAUGGGAAUCACCAGAAAUUCCUUAUCGUAAUCGAGCAGGUAAAUGGGCAAGGACAAAGGGCUCUUCCUACAUAUUUGAAGUAGGAAAAGAACAUACCUACCUAAAUAUUGGUAUUUGGUGUAGAGACCCUUUCAAACUAGGUGGGCUGGUUUGUUUAGGAUAUGAAAGCAUAAAACUUGAAGACAUAGCUUUAGAUUGUAUAGCUACAUCUUCUAUGGAAUUCUUUAGGCUAUUUCGAUUAAAUCCUCCUGCACCUAAAGCCGCAGUAACUAGAACAGCAUUGCGUACUUUGAUUUCACACAAAGGUUUCAAUGAAAAGUUUUGUUAUGGUGAUGUCACUAUACAUUUUAAAUAUUUAAGAGAGGGUGAACCUGAAGACUCAAGUUUUUUGUUGGAAAAAGAGAAAGAAAAUAUUUCAGAAGAAGCAGCAGCUCCUGUUCUUUCAAAAGAUGAUCCUUACUUUGGACAAAUUACUUACACUGAAAAUAGGCAUAAUUUCCAAGAUACUCAGUUUCAGAAUCCAACUUGGUGCGACUACUGUAAAAAGAAAGUUUGGACAAAAGCUGCAUCACAGUGUGUGGUUUGUGCAUAUGUUUGCCACAAGAAAUGUCAAGAAAAGUGUCUAACUGAUGCUCCCUUCUGUUUAGGAGCCACAAGACGGCUUGAGCGAGCUCUACACCCUUUUAAGUUUGAAAACCAAGAUUCUCAGUCCACACAAGGAACUCGUGUUGAUUCAGAAUUGAAAACUACAAAUAAAGCAACAGGUCUAACAAGACACAUCAUCAAUACAAGCAGCCGAUUCUUAAACCUCCGUCAAGUUCCUAAAGUUCGUAUUAAUGAACAAGGACCUGACGUGAUAGAACCUUCACCAAAGCAGACACCACAUCCUUCAGAUAAUGAAGGCAGUGAUACAGAAACUGGUGCCCCUAGUAGUCCUUCCAAGCAAAUACCCACUCCAGGAAUUAAGUUACCAAGGAAGGAAGGAGGACUUGAUGAUAGUGUUUUCAUUGCAGUGAAAGAAAUUGGCCGGGAUCUUUAUAGAAGUUUACCUACAGAAGAAAGAAUCCAGAAAUUAGAAAUUAUGUUGGAAAAACUUCAGUACGAAAUAGACCAGGAACUGGAAAACAACAAUUCUUUAAUUAGAGAAAAGAAAGAAACAACAGAUACAAGGAAAAAAAUACUAUUGGCUGCUGCAUUGGCUAAAUCAGGUGAAAGAUUGCAAGCCCUGACACUUCUUAUGAUUCAUUAUAAAGCUGGCAUUGAAGAUAUAGAAGCUUUAGAAAAUACAGCUUUAGAACUUGGAUCUAGAAAAGAGGAUAAAGAUGAAGAAGACAACAACUUAGUGGAAGAAACAGAUAAUGAAGAUGAGGCCGCUUUAGUAAUGGCGCCAGUGCUUGAAACCUUACUAAAAGAAGAAGAAAGACUUGAAUCCCAGAAUGUGUCCGUAGACUGAUAUUGCACAUUUGGCCUUGCAUAUUAUACACUGGGAAACACUUUGCACUUAAUCAAACUACAUCAGAUACUUCAAAAUGUAAUUAAACACUGAUAUAAUAUGUACAAGCUGCUUCUCCAUUAUUUUCAAACCCAUGUAAGGAAAUGGCUUUUAUUUCCAGGUACAAUACGAUUUUGUUUUGUUGAGCCAUGUUACAUUUAAAUAACAUUUUGGGGCUUUAUGCUAGAUGAUUUUUAAUUUAUUUGAACUUUUUUUUCUAAAAUGUAUUUCUGAAAUAUAUUAGGGUAAGUUGUAAACCUGUACAAAGCAUUCAGAGGGAUGCUUCACAAAGUGGGUUGGCAUGCUUCAAGGCAGCCACCUCCUCCAUAAGGUUCAGCAUCACCGUUCUGAGGGCUUUCUCAAGUCGUCUCCGCAGACACGUUCACCCAUAGCCCGUUUCCUGGCAAUCUCAAUGGAAAUGUUGUCUUCUGAAGGGCAUGGCUGCCUCCGUGUUUCAAGAAAGAGCCCUUUGCUCACACCAACAUGCUUUCUGAAUUGCCUUUGAAAUGCUUUAUACGGUUUCUGUUCUCAUUUCUGUUCUUUUCAUUAUUCAGUUUUAAAGCUUCGCAUUUUUACUUUGCACUCAGAUUAGAACUACUGUAGCGGCUGCUAAGGGGUCAGUUUUGAAGACUUUUGUUACGCUUUGCCAUUUGCUUAUUCAGUAUUUGGAAAGGGGAUUGGGAGUUUCAGGGGUUUUUUUGUUUUGCCAAUGAUGCAUUAUAGAUAACAUGCCUUUAUUUUCCAUUAUUUGGUAACAUUAGUAUUAUUUCAAUGUUUGAUUUCUAUGAUUUUCUUUCACAGAGAAGACUGAAUUUUUUGAAAAGGCAAUUUAUGCCUCACUCUUUCCUUCUGUGGAUUUAUUAGAAUCUUUAGCUGGGAAGGACCUUUAAAGCACAUAUCAUUGAAACAACCCUCAGCAGAUUCUCAUUUCCCUGAUCAAAAAUGUCCGUAGGCAUUAGGUUUUGCCUAUACAUAUACUAUACCAAUGUUUUAUAGAAAUGUAUUGAAAACGUGCCAGCAGGUUUUUGUUUGUUCAUGUAAACUGUAGAUGGAAGCUUCACAGAAUAUACCCCUUCUAUAAUGUAAUAAUGUUAAGCACCUGUGAGAAAAUUUAAAAUUUAAUGGUAGCCUUACCAGUUUAUUUUUGCUAGAGAAUUUAUGAUUUAAGAAUUAAUGUUUUAAAGGAUAAAAAAAUUAACACUAAAAUGAGUUACUCUCCAGUGGCUGUGGUGAUAUCUUGCACAAAAAAAUGACAGAUGCUCAGCAAUUUAAGAUGUUUUCCCUCCACUGGAUCCUGAGCCCAACUAAACUAAAAUAAACUUUUCCACCUUGUUCUGGAAAAAAAAAUAUCAGUUGACCUGACAUGAGGAUUGUUCGUUAGGGUCAUUUAGGUGUUUCAGACCCAUAUUUCUUAAUGUUUUGUGUUUAUGUACUUACUCAUUAUUUUUGGCACUGCUAUAAAAAUCACUUUUUAUAAAGUUAGCAUUCUAAAUCACACCUACCUUGACUAACAAGCAACCGCUCGAGCUACUGCACAGAAAUUGUUUUACUGUUACGAUGAGAGUGAACAGCCUCCCGACAUGUUUAACCUUACAACUUGUUCUUACAAUUAAAAAACAAACCGUUGAACUGAAUAGCUGCCAAAUUAACAUAAUCCAUAUUUUUUUAAAAAGGCAAACAUUUUUAAGUAUUUGCCCAAAUGAACCAAUAAUGUUCAAUCAACGCUGUAUUUAAAGGAUAUUAUCUUUCAAAAUUCAUCAGCUUAACAGAAGUUUGCAUAAACUAGGACAUUUUCCCUUUAGCUUCUGUCCAGGUACUAAUUUGCUAAUGACAGUACAGUUACAGGAAUACUACAGUUAUGAGGUUUACUGAACUAACAUCGUAUAGUUAGUUACCAGUUAAUGAAAGGGCAUGAAAAGGUGGGUAUUAGUUCUCCACUAGGACGAUUGUAUAAUGUAAGUUCAAUACAGUACAAUAUUCUAACUGUUGUGUGAGAAUGGCAGCAACAUACUAGUAUGGUAGCAUCAAGGAAAACAUAAAGAAUAGAAUUAUAAUAAAUACUGUUUUUAAGGAGCAACUAUUAAUACAUUCCUUUUAUAUCCUUUGCUUCUCUGCUUUACUCUACAGAGCUGAAAAUAAUAAAUACCACUGGAACAAGAAUAUCUUGAUGUGGUGGUAUGUUAUUACUUGACCCUUGCAUAUAUUUAUGGAAAUCUGCCUGAGAUGAUUGUCAGAUGAUUUUAUCAUGAGAACAAGCUUUAAUAAAAGUUUUUAAAUAAAUUCUGUUUC